Molecule: messenger RNA, 4146 nt
Organism: Gasterosteus aculeatus aculeatus (three-spined stickleback)
Lineage: Eukaryota; Metazoa; Chordata; Actinopteri; Perciformes; Gasterosteidae
Source: RefSeq, a predicted model, not a curated record
UGGGGUCCCCAUGUAUGCAAUACCCAGGACGGAUGAAGACUUUUCCUCACAGGAUCUUCCUCUCUGUCUUUAUCCGGAGACACAGCAGCCAGUCGGAGAGACAUUUUGAGGUUAAUUGGUGAAAAAUGCCGGAGGAGGCCGAACGGGAGAAAUUACCCGAAGUCAUCAGACAGUGGAACAACAACAGAUUGGAUUUGUUUGAAAUAAGUCAACCUGAUGAGAACUUGGAGUUUCAUGGAGUGAUGCGCUUCUACUUUGAGGAUCGUGUUGGAGGAAAUGUGGCCACUAAGUGUCUGCGUGUCUGCAGCGACGCUUCAACUCAAGAGGUCAUCGACACUCUGUCAGAGAAGUUCAGGCCUGACAUGAAGAUGCUGACAAAUAGUUAUUCCCUGUAUGAGAUCCACGCUAAUAAAGAACGUAGACUGGAUCCGGACCAGAGACCCUUGGUUGUACAGUUGAACUGGACCACAGACAACAGAGAAGGACGUUUUGUGCUCAAGAAAGUCAAGGAGAGUUUGGAGGAAAACCGUCACGAGAAGGAAAAGGGAGGUGUGAUCCAAACCUUCAAGCGGACACUUUCAAGAAAAGACAAAAAGAAAGAGAAGAACAAAACCAAAGCAACUGACACGUUUUCAGAUGACGAGAAUGGGCCAACUGAAAAGCUCCUGAACAACAACAGCAUUUGUGUGUCCAACAAUGAGGAGAAAAAGAGCUGCACAGAAAACCCACGGCCACAUUGGCCGGCUGCCGUCGAGGCAAAGCACACAGACAAUAUUUACCGGGAUUCUUCCGAUCAACCUGGAUUGCCAAUCGGAAUUAAAUUCAGCGACAGCUCCGAAGGAGCCUUCCUGUCUGCAGUCCUGAAUUACACCAACAGCUCCACGGUUCAUUUCAAGCUCUCCCCGGCGUACGUCCUCUACGCCGGGACGCGCUUUGCUCUGCAGCGCCACCACAGGCGAGGCUCCGCACGCGGCGACCACGGCGUCACGUUGACUGCAAGUAGAUUGGUGGCCAUGACAUCAAAGGUCAUCGAGAGGCAGCAGGCCGGCGCCGGCGCUCUCGCCUUCUGGAUGGCCAACUGCUCCGAGCUGCUGAACUUCCUCAAGCACGACAAAGACCUCAGUGUGAUCACACGUCAAAGUCAGCUGGACCUGUCCCACCUGGUGCACAAAGCCUACAGUUGCCUGCUACUCUGUCUUCAGAAUGACUUAAGGAAGCACUUGCCCACUUUUUUGAUUGAUCCCGAGCAACAUGGAGCCCUGCCUGCUGGAAUAGAAAUGGUGCUGAACACCUUGAUGAACGCCAUGUCCCUCUUACGCCGCUGCCGGGUCAACCCUGCCUUGACCAUCCAGCUCUUCUCCCAGCUCUUCCACUUUGUCAGCGUGUGGCUCUUCAACCAGCUCAUGAACCCAGAGGCCAACACUCCUGGCCUGCGCUCCCACUACUGGGGGGCGGCUCUCCGCCAGAGGCUCACGGCCAUCGAAGCCUGGGCGGAGCGGCAGGGCCUGGAGCUGGCCGCCGACUGUCACCUCGGACACAUCCUCCAGGCAACCAUGCUCCUGACCAUGAGCAAGUACUCAAUGCAAGACGUGAAGGCCGUCCAGAGUACCUGUUUCAAGUUGAACUCUCUGCAGCUGCAGACGUUGCUAUCCGGCUACCUCUAUGCAACCAAUGAACCUCGCAUUCCAACCGAUUUGAUCGAUGCCGCAGUGACGGCCGCGAAGGUCUCAGCGGAUAACCUGAUCCGGAGCGAAGGGCGGGACAUCCGCCUGGAGGAGAGCCUCGACCUGCGUCUGCCCUUCCUGCUGCCGGAGGGAGGAUACUCCUGUGACACCGUGAGAGGAAUCCCGCUGGGCCUCAGGGAAUUUUUGGAGCCAAUUUGCCAGAAAGGUCUUUGCUCUCUGACAUCAGAGCCAAACUCUACAGGUGACUGGACCGUGUUCUUCAGUGAACCAACUUCCUCUGCAGAGAGCACGAGUUCGGCAACACACGGAGAGCCGGGCGUUGUGACCAUCACACUGAACAAGCCUCUGAACAGUGGGAUGGGGGUCAGCAUUGUGGCUGCCAAGGGAGCAGGUCAAGAAAACACUGGGAUUUAUAUAAAAUCCAUUGUCAAGGGAGGACCAGCUGAGAUGAACGGCAAGUUAACCGCUGGGGACCAGCUGCUGAGUGUGGAUGGUAGAAGUGUGAUCGGCCUCAGCCAAGAAAGGGCCGCCGCUAUCAUGAUGCAAACGGGCCCCGUUGUGACCUUGCAGGUUGCAAAGUUUGCGGCGAGCUUCCACGGCCUGGGAGCUGUACUGAGCGACCCGACACCCGAGACCACAACAGGCGGUAGAGGCCCCACCGAGCCGGGCGGUAAAGGACUCGCGCUGAACAGCGUUGAUCCUGCUCCGUCAGAUCGGCUCAAUGGAGGCAACAGAGGGACGACGGACCGGAUAAUACAGAGAAACAGACAACUGUAUCGCUCCGACCCCGACAUGAAGGUGUGUUUUUCCCCCGAGGAGGAUGACCCCGUUGACCCCGUUGUGAGAGGGAACAACAUGGCUGCUGUCUCCACCCUCCACCUUUGUUACGAUACAGUUCACAGGGAAUACUUGACACUUCCGGCCCAUAAAUCCCAGGAAAAGAACGUGUCUGAAACCAGUCGACCACAGCAAACACUGAAGGUGUCUUUCAGGCCUUUAGACGGACUUCACUCCACCAAGAGGACCUUUAUGCGCCACGCUCUGUCCCAGGAGAACUUGUGCGUGGACAGAGGAGGCCCCCUGCUGGACGGACGGCAGCACUUCUGGGAGCCGAAGGAGCAGCGUGCAAAGCAAACCACCAGCCCCUAUUCAUCGUUCCCCAUCCGCUCCAGCGUUUCAUCCCACGACAUCCUCUCAGAUUAUCGCCCGCCCACAAAACAGCAGCAGGGCGGCCGCACGAGCGGCGCCGGUGUCUGGAGAGCUCCUUUCUCACAGCAUCCAACACCGACGCCCUCCAACCAGCCGACGCGCGUCGACAUCCCUGUGACCAGAGCGAUGGACGCGCACGCAAGCCCCCCGCUCACCACCUUCCAGGGUUCCUCUCUGCAGGCGGCGCGAAUGUGCCAAACCCUCAAAGCGCGUGGGGCGGGGAACAGAGCGGAUCACAUCUAUGCGUGUCCCAUCACUGCGACCGGGAGGCCGCCGCAACCCGCGCCGCCCUCACAGCAGCAGAGGUGCAACACCCACAGGGACCCAGCUGCAAAGCCCCAAGUGAGCAUCACUCCGACUAAACACGUCUCCUUCCAGGAACCUCUCACCGAGCAGGAGCAGUGCACGGGGCCUGCGAGGCCCAAAGACCCUCCGGACCGGUGCGACCCGUGGAGGAGGGACGCUCAGGAGAAGCUGGAGAAGCAGCAGAGGCUCCGCGUGGUGGAGCUCCUGGAGCAGGAGGUGCAGGAGCUCCAGGGCAAAGCGAGGCGCACGGCGGAGGAAAACGGCCGACUGCGAAGGAUCAACCUGGAGUGGCAGUUUCAGAAGAGGCUGCAGGAGGUGCAGCAGAGAGGAGAGGAUGAGGAGGAAGAUGAGGACUUGGACAUGAUGGUAACAAUACAGCAGCUGGAGAAAAGGGAACAGGUGAAGACCGACGCAGGUAAUAAUAGAAGCUCUUCUGGAAACGUCAACAAUGAAUUGGAAGAGUCUGAGAAGCCGGUGGAGACAAAAGCAACGCUCGGUAAUUGUUUAUCAAAGACAGAGUGGACGAAGUCAACAAUCCAACAACAUACUAUCAAACAAGUGGGUCUAACCUGUAACACAUUGAAAUUCAAUCCGAACAAGCAGCUUUUGAUAAUAAUAAUAACAAUAAUUUGAUAUUACUGAUUUACAGAAACCCAGAGGAGAAAACCAGGAGGGCGUCAGCUCCUGAAAAGCUCACAUUCAAGGAGCGCCAGCGUCUCUUCUCUCCGGCGUCCAGUGCAUGAAUGAAUUGAAUGCAUGAAUGAAUGCGCAAGAUUUGUUAACAACUACCUGGGGAGGAGAAUGUCAAUGCAAAGAAAAGUAAUCCUUUGCUAAGCAAAACGAUAGUAUACAGUACCAUGUAAAAAGACAGUAUGAUGAUGCAUUUACUGAACAAAUAUGUUGCUUGAGUUUCCUAUUCAUAGAUAAUAAACGGUUUAUUUAGAAA